CAACCAGCUGCUCCAUGUGACCCCAAAUGCACAGGAGGCCAGGGAUCAUGUCAGAGUAAUGGACGCUGUCUUUGUUGGUGGGGCUGGACUGGGCCUCAUGCAGCGUACAUCACAUCAGGGGUGCGCAAAAACAGAAUACUGGCUGAUUAUUGCACAAAAGCAUGCCAUUACACACAUGACUAUCUGAAUCCAGCUUGUGCCACCAUCCCCACCCCUGAAGUGUGUAGUGUACCUACAAACAAAACUGUACCAGCCAUCCCUUGUGAUCCACUCUGUGGCACAGGGAUUUACCACAGUACUGGAAAGUGUUUGUCAAAUGGCCGUUGCCUCUGCUGGUGGGGUUGGACUGGCUCAGGAGCCUGCUAUGUUGAUGGAGGAGCUUAUAACAACAGAAUCAUAGCUGAUAGAUGUACUAGAGCUUGCCACUACACUCAUGAUUACAGAAAUAAUAACUGCACCAAUGACACAUCAACAGCAAAGCCCUCAACAAGACCACUGACUACAGGGAACCCAGGUACAGGAAGCACAACAACAAGGCAACCAACCACAGGCCCAUUAACCACAGGGAAAUCGACUACUAGACAACCAACUACAGGAAAACCAACCACAAGGAAACCAACCACAGGGCAACCAACUACAGGAAAACCAACUACAGGAAAACCAACAACAGGACAACUAACCACAAAGAAACCAACCACAAGGAAACCAACCACAGGGCAACCAACCACAGGACAACCAACCAAAGGGCAACCAACCUCAGGGAAACCAACCUCCGGGAAACCAACCUCCGGACAACCAUCUACAGGACAGCCAAAGACAGGACAACCAACCACCGGGCAACCAACCACCGGACAACCAACCUCAGGGAAACCAACCUCUGGGAAACCAACCUCCGGACAACCAUCUACAGGACAGCCAAAGACAGGACAACCAACCACAGGGAAACCUACUACAAGAAAAACAACCACAGGGCCACGGUCCACGGGGAAGCCAACCACAAGAAAAUCAACCCCAAGGCAGCCAACCACAGGGAAACCUCAGUCAUCAACAAACCAACCAACAACAGGUCAAACUACAGCAAAGAUUCCAACUACCCAACAGAAGACCACACAAGGGGUGACCUCCACUACAGCUAAGGCAACCACUACCCAAGCGGCAACAACUACAGUAAAGACACAGACUGCAGUACCAACUACUACACAGAGGACUACAACUCAAGGUGUCAGAACUACUACUCCUAAAGCAACGACCUCCAAAGCUGCAACAACUACAGCACUGACGACAACUGUUGGCACCACUACUGGUACCAAGGCACCAACUACUAAAAAGACUACCACACAAAAAGUGAUCACCACUGCUACAACACCCACUAAACCAAAGACAAUGACACAAGGGGUGAGCUCCACCACGGCCAAAGUAAUAACCACUCGAGCUACAACAACGACAGAGCCUCCAGAACCUACCGAACCUACUGAGCCUACAGAACCAACAGAACCUGGGGUACUUCAGGUCAGGGGAAUGUUUCAAAACAACCUAAAUCAGUUACAGAACGAUGUUGACGACAGUGAGAUUGACGAUGAAGAUGUUAGUGAUGAACAAGAUGUGGAAGACAAAGAGCCAAAUAAAUUUAGUUCUGUAGCUGUAGCAGUAGUCCUGAUCGCAUUAGUGGUUUGUGUGGCAGCAUUUGUUGGUGCAAUGUGGUGGACUUACGGUAACGGAAACCAGUGCCCCAGUAUUCUGCGAGGGUAUGAACCAGUGGCAGGUACUGAUUUCAACACUCGAACGGAUGAGUUUUUUAUAUCAACUGAUGUUCCAUAGUCAUGCAGUAAAUAACUUGAUUGCUCUAAAUGCUGUUUAAUGUAUACCUGGUAACUAACAUAUUAGUCCAGAUUACGAGCAAGGAGCUGAAUGGAUGUCUUUGAUUAACAACAUUACUCAGUUGUCCCAAAGAUGAAUUUAUCACAUCAAUUUAAUGUCAUUAAUAGCUUCAAGGUAGAAGCAGUUUGUACUGACAUGGACUUCCUUAAGUAAGCCUCAAGAUGCAGUCCACUACGAAAUAAUUUAAAAGGUGUAGAUUUGCAAUGAUACACUUUUUAUUAAGUCCUAUUUGAAGUCAAAUCAAACAUCAAAUUGUGUCUAUAUUGUAACACAAUCCCUUUAGGUGACUGGUAGAUUUAGGGGUGCCAUGACGUGUUGUACAAUCUCCUUUUCUUUGUGGUAACAGCCAGGAUUGUUCUUUAAUUUUGUAAGGAAGUAAAAAAGUUUAUUUGAAAAAAAUAUUUUUAUGAUGGAUUUUAUGUGAUUAAUAAAGAAUUGGAAUUUCAUGUGAAAUACAAUAAGACACAAAAGCUAGACCACAAUUAUCAUAAUUUAUUUCUAUAAAUAAUAUUAUUUUGUUUUAUAGUAAAACUAGAGGUAGUAGAAGUAGUAGAAACUUACAAGUUAAAUUGAAAAAAAAAUAAAUAAAUAAAUAAAAAUUCCUAUACCAUGAUGUACUUUAGUAUUUGCCAUGAAUUAAACACGUUCUCAAUAAG
This is a messenger RNA of Orbicella faveolata, 2534 nucleotides long. RefSeq lists its product as uncharacterized. The record is from RefSeq and is a predicted model, not a curated record. Gene Ontology annotation, cellular component: keratin filament. NCBI's taxonomy places the organism in Eukaryota, Metazoa, Cnidaria, Anthozoa, Scleractinia, Merulinidae.